Messenger RNA from Frankliniella occidentalis (western flower thrips), 3400 nucleotides. Its product is annotated as NPC intracellular cholesterol transporter 1 homolog 1b-like. The record is from RefSeq and is a predicted model, not a curated record. Gene Ontology annotation, cellular component: membrane. The coding region runs from base 1 to 3342 and encodes 1113 amino acids. The transcript has 17 exons. Lineage: Eukaryota; Metazoa; Arthropoda; Insecta; Thysanoptera; Thripidae. Gene Ontology annotation, molecular function: lipid carrier activity.
AUGCCCAGGAACUGCGCCUACGACGGCCCUCCCCGGGCGCUGCCCGCGGGCGAGGCCCACUACCUCCUGCGCCGCUGGUGCAGCCAUCUCGGGGGUGACGAGCACACCGUCGAGACCUGCUGCGAUCUGGACCAGCUCCGCGCACUCGACACCAAGAUCCGGAUGGCGUCGACGUUCCUGGACAAGUGUCCCGCCUGCAUGCGCAACUUCGUCGGGCACUUUUGCGACUUUAACUGCGGCACGAAUCAGAGCGCUUUCAUUAAGAUACAGGAGCUGAAAUCGGUCAAGACGAUCGAUCUCCACGUGACCCACAAGUCACUCGUCGCCAUCUACGAGUCGUGCGCCUCGGUGUUUGUCCCCGCCACCGGCCAGCUCGCCAUGGACAUCAUCUGCGGCAGCUGGGGGGCCUCAAUGUGCUCGGCGUUCAGGUGGUUCUCCUUCAUGGGUGACACCAGCAACGGCUACGUGCCCUUCCAAGUCAACUACAAGCUGUCCGACGACGGCGUCGUUGACGGGGUCAUCCCCUUGGACUCGCCCACCACGCCCUGCCAAGUGUGCGCGGCGUCGCCCUGGUCCUUCCUGCUGCUGGCCAUGGUGCUCACGGCCGCGCUCGGCUCCGGGCUGCGCCGCGUCAACAUCGUGACCGACCCCAUCGAGCUGUGGGCCGACCCGGCCAGCCGCUCGCGCCAGGAGCGCGACUACUUCGAGGAACACUUUGAGCCGUUUUACCGCUCGGAGCAAGUGAUCGUGCGGGCCGUCGGGCUAGACAGAGUCGUGCACAAUACCUCGAACGGUUUGUUGGAGUUCGGCCCCGCAUUCAAUCGUGAGUUUCUCGCCUCGGCUCUGGAUCUGCAGGAUCGGAUUAAAAAAAUCGGCCAGGUGGAGGGUGAGGGCCUGGAGAAGAUCUGCUACGCGCCCUUCGUCACCGCCCGAGGAGGGCCCGCCGUUCUCGACAACUGCCUGGUCCUCAGCGUCUGGGGCUACUUCCAGGACAGCGCCAAAGCGUUUAACGCCACCAUCGAGGACCCGAACAACUUUACGCAAAAUUACCUCGACACUCUCCAAAAGUGCUUCCAGAACCCGUACAACCCAGAGUGCUUCGCCGUGUAUGGCGGCCCCGUGGACCCCGCAAUCGCGCUGGGUGGCUUCCUGGGGCCCGGCGACACCCUGACGGGCCCCGAGCAGUACCGCGAGGCCACCGCCGUCAUCCUGACGCUGCUCGUGCACAACCACGUGGACCGGCGCGCGCUGCAGCCCGCCCUGGAGUGGGAGGCCAAGUUCGUCUCGUUCAUGGUCGCGUGGUCGCGCGACGAGCGGCCCGCCUACAUGGACGUGGCGUUCAGCACGGACCGCUCGGUGGAGGACGAGCUGGACCGCGUCUCCCGGUCGGACGCGUCCACCAUCCUCAUCAGCUACUGCGCCAUGUUCGUGUACGUGGCGCUGUCGCUCGGGAGGGUCACCUCCUUGCGUCGGCUGCCCGUCGACAGCAAGGUCACCCUGGGCCUCGGCGGGGUGCUCACUGUGGCCUCGGCCGUCGUCUGCUCCGUGGGCUUCUACGCUUACGUUGGCGUCGCCGCCACGCUCAUCGUCGUCGAGGUGGUGCCGUUCCUCGUGCUGGCCGUCGGCGUGGACAACAUCUUCAUCCUGGUGAUGACCCACGAGCGCACAGCCCGUCUGCCGCGCGAGUCCAUCAGCGACCACAUCGGGCGCGUGAUGGGCCAGGUCGGCCCCUCUAUGCUGCUCACCACCCUGUCCGAGAUCUGCUGCUUCCUGCUGGGCGCGCUCUCCACCAUGCCCGCCAUCCGCGCCUUCGCCCUGUACGCAGGCGGCGCCCUCGUCAUGGACUUCCUCUUCCAGAUGACGUGCUUCGUCAGCCUGCUCUCCAUCGACACGGCCCGGCGGAACGCCUCUCGCCUGGACGUCUGUUGCUGGGGGAGACCGUCGCGGAGCGACGAGGACGGCGCCGAUGACGACGAUCCCGGCCGCCACGGCGCCCUGUUCGCGUUCUUCAGCCGGCGCUACGCCCCGGGCUUGCUCCUGGAGGACGUGCGCGCCUUCGUCGUCGUGGCGUUCCUCCUGUGGCUGUGCUGCAGCCUGGCCGUGCUGCGGCACGUGCCCGUGGGCCUGGACCAGGAGCAGGCCAUGCCCGAGGACUCGUACCUGCUCAAGUACUUCAGGUUCCUCAAGGAGUACCUCUGCAUCGGCCCACCUGUGUACUUUGUCGUCAAGGAGGGCCUUAACUACUCGAGCCCCGCCGCCCAGAACACGCUAUGCGCCGGCCCCGGCUGCAGCAAGGACUCGCUGGCCGCCCAGACGUUCGGCGCAGCCAAAACCCCAGACUGUUCGCGCAUCGCCAGGCCGAGCACCUCGUGGGUGGAUGAUUAUCUGAAUUGGCUGGGACACUCUGGCUGCUGCUACGAGAACAAAACCACGGGGCAGUUCUGCCCUCAUUCAAAAGGUUCAAAGUGUAAGGAGUGUCGGGUUCCGUUCGACCCCUCGACGAGCCGGCCGAGCGCCGCCGACUUCAACAAGUACGUCCCGUACUUCCUAGAGGACAACCCAGACGCGUCCUGCGCGGUUGCAGGGCACGCGGCCCACUCCAAGGCCGUCAUGUACUCCGUAACGGCAGACGGCAGUGUCGUGGUCGGCGCCUCCAACUUUAUGGCGUUCCACACUAUCCUCAAGCACCCCUCCGACUACUACACGGCGCUGCGCGAGGCACGACACCUGGCUGAUAGGAUCCAGGACGCCGUCAACGACCACCUCCGCAGAGAGAACGUCUCUGACACCGUGGAUGUAUUUGCCUACAGCACGUUCUACGUGUUCUACGAACAGUACCUCACCAUGUGGGCUGACACGGCGACUGGGCUGAGCAUCUCGCUGGCGGCCAUCUUCGUCGUGUGCUUUGUGCUCAUGGGCCUCGACUCGUGGUCGGCCCUGUACAUUGUCGUCACCAUCACCAUGAUCCUCAUCGACCUGAUGGCCUUCAUGUAUUGGGCCGACAUCUCCCUGAACGCCGUCUCUCUCGUCAACCUGGUCAUGUGCAUCGGGAUCUCCAUCGAGUUCUGCGGCCACCUCGUGCACUCAUUCGCGCUGUCCAACAAGCAGUCCCGCUUGGAGCGCGCCGCCGACGCUCUGGCGCAGAUGGGCAGCUGUGUCUUCUCCGGGAUCACGCUCACCAAAUUCGUCGGCAUCUCCGUGCUCGCCUUCGCCAGCUCACCCAUAUUCAGCGUCUUCUACUUCCGCAUGUACAUGGGCAUCGUGGUGAUCGGCGCGGCGCACGGGCUCAUCUUCCUGCCCGUCAUGCUGAGCUACAUCGGUACGGGUGACGUAGCGCGAUGAGCGCGGUGAGCUGGCCCAGUUGCAACCCUGUUCCCCCUUAUACUUCUCCUGGCCCAAG